Cokeromyces recurvatus is the source of this 682-nucleotide messenger RNA. RefSeq names its product 60S ribosomal protein L15. The coding region runs from base 12 to 626 and encodes 204 amino acids. Gene Ontology annotation, molecular function: RNA binding; structural constituent of ribosome. Lineage: Eukaryota; Fungi; Mucoromycota; Mucoromycetes; Mucorales; Mucoraceae. Gene Ontology annotation, biological process: cytoplasmic translation. The transcript is spliced from 2 exons. Gene Ontology annotation, cellular component: cytosolic large ribosomal subunit; ribosome. The record is from RefSeq and is a predicted model, not a curated record.
ACAGAUAUACAAUGGGUGCCUAUAAGUAUUUGGAAGAGCUUGCUAGAAAGAAGCAAUCUGAUGUUUCUCGUUUCUUGCUUCGUGUCCGUUGUUGGGAAUACAGACAAUUGAAUGUCAUUCACCGUGCUUCUCGUCCCUCUCGUCCCGAUAAGGCUCGUCGUUUGGGUUACAAGGCUAAGCAAGGUUAUGUUAUCUACCGUAUCCGUGUUCGUCGUGGUGGUCGUAAGAGACCUGUUCCUAAGGGUGCUACUUAUGGUAAGCCCGUCAAUGAAGGUGUUAGCCAACUCAAGUAUCAACGUUCCCUUAGAAGCACUGCUGAAGAACGUGUUGGUCGUAAGUGUGCUAACUUGCGUGUCUUGAACUCUUACUGGGUUAACCAAGAUGCCACCUACAAGUACUAUGAAGUUAUCCUUGUUGAUCCCUCUCACAAGGCUAUUCGUCGUGAUCCUCGUAUCAACUGGAUCGUCAACCCUGUUCAUAAGCACCGUGAAGCUCGUGGUCUCACUGCCAUUGGUAAGAAGUCUCGUGGUCAUGCCAAGGGUCAUCGUUUCAACAACACCAAGGGCUCUGGUCGUCGUGCCACCUGGAAGCGUCGCAACACUCUCUCUCUCCGUCGUUACCGUUAAAGAGUUAUUGUUUAGCAAAAAUAAACUAUAUAUUUUGUCUAGCUUUUUCACCUGUA